Molecule: messenger RNA, 1305 nt
Organism: Lachancea thermotolerans CBS 6340
Lineage: Eukaryota; Fungi; Ascomycota; Saccharomycetes; Saccharomycetales; Saccharomycetaceae
Product: KLTH0C01254p
Exons: 1
Coding region: 1-1305 (434 amino acids)
Biological process (GO): cardiolipin acyl-chain remodeling
Cellular component (GO): mitochondrial inner membrane
Molecular function (GO): A2-type glycerophospholipase activity
Source: RefSeq, a predicted model, not a curated record
AUGACUGGCCAAACGCAGUCUGAUCUGCGUCCACCAACCGACAUUGAGAUAGAAGAGCUGAAGAAGAUUUACGGUUGGAAGAAGGCAUUCAAGACUUGGUGGAGUCGGGCAGAUGCCAAGGAAAAUGAGAAGAAACUUUUAUCAACACUAGAGUUCUUUCCAGGCGGCGACUCUAUUCGCAAUUGCGAGUUGUUAGAUGUUGAUAUUGGCAACAAACAGCACAUUCAUGAAUUUUCGAUCCAAAAUAUUGAGUCGUGCUCUCGCGACUAUUGUAAGGACUUGGUGAUGGUGCAUGGGUAUGGAGCGGCUCUCGGACUUUUUGUGAGAAAUUUCGAUGGUUUAAGUCGCAUCCCAGGUAUUAAUCUACAUGCUCUAGAUAUGUUAGGUUGUGGACUUUCGUCGAGGCCAAGGUUCCCUGGAACAGGAUUAAUCUCAAGUGUUAUCAAGAGAGGCCGCGUUACUAAGGAAGAAGUCUACGAAGCGGAGAAUUUCUUCAUUGAUUCGCUUGAGAAAUGGCGGCAGCAGCGAAAGCUUGACAAGUUUGUACUAGUUGGGCACUCGCUGGGCGGGUACUUAAGUUGCUGUUACGCUCUCAAGUUCCCUGAACGUGUGGAGAAAUUGGUUCUUGUAAGCCCUGUAGGAGUUGAAAAGUCUGUAUUCGACCUCACAAAAGAACACACUCCAUCGCAUAACAACGCCAGCGAGCUCGGACCGGACCUGUCCAAGGAGGUGACCAACAGUUCGGGGAGACCUACCACCGAUGACCCCGUCAAGACAUCGUCAUCUUUUCACGUUCCUGACGAAGCCGGAAACGUUGAACGCGUACCAAAUAUGCCCUGGAUAUUUUCUUCUAUGUGGACCUACAAUAUCUCGCCAUUUGGCUUGUUGAGGAGCGCAGGGCCAGCAGGACCACUACUUUCUUCGAGAUGGUCUUUCCGCAGGUUCUCCUUUGCAGAAAAUACGGAGCAACUCCUCACGUUCCAUGAGUAUUGUUACAGCAUAUUCAGUGGUUCUGGAAGUGGCGAAUACGCAUUGACUCGGAUCUUGGCGCCUGGCGUGUUGGCAAGAGUGCCUCUUCUAAGUCGUGUACCAGAGAAUCUCAAAUGUGACUCGUUUUGGAUGUACGGAAGCCAUGAUUGGAUGAGCAAAGAAGCAGGGAGUGUUAUAGUCAGACAAAUCAACAAAACCAAAGGAUCCGUUAAGGCUGAUUACUCCGUUGUCUCCGAUGCUGGUCAUCACUUGUACCUUGACAACCCAGAGGAGUUCAACCAAAAGCUUGCAAAGUUUCUUAAGGUUGAUCUGUAG